AUUUGUUCGUUACUUUCCACUCUGGAUCUAAGAUUCAUACUCGUUCUUUCUAGGUGUCUUUGUAUAUUUGUUUGGGGAUACAGGUUCCGAAUUAUUCACUUGUGAUCUCAUUUCUGGCUCAUUGCCUUCUCAGGCUGUGCUACUAUAUAUUGCGUCAUGGGCGGACUUAAAGAAGACAUAUCAUUUGACCCGCCUUGCCAUCCACGAGCUUGUGCCAUUCAAGCAUGUCUAACCAAGAACUCUUAUCAAGAAGAGAGAUGCCAAUCCCAGAUCAAUGCGCUUUAUGAAUGCUGCAAUGCCUUCUACAAAGAGCGAGGGGAGGACGCCCGAACUCCCAGCUGCCCCAAGCCCAAUUUGCUUCGAUUGAGGAUGAAGCAACGGGGCCAGGUAUCUUCCUAGCCUGCAUCGGGGCUUCCUUGAAGUCUACGGACCAUGUACAUACUACCAAUGUCGAGCAUAGAAUAGAGAUAAACUCCGAGGAGCAACAUAGCGGUUACGAAGAU
Molecule: messenger RNA, 503 nt
Organism: Aspergillus sclerotioniger CBS 115572
Lineage: Eukaryota; Fungi; Ascomycota; Eurotiomycetes; Eurotiales; Aspergillaceae
Product: DUF1903-domain-containing protein
Exons: 4
Coding region: 157-399 (80 amino acids)
Cellular component (GO): mitochondrial intermembrane space
Source: RefSeq, a predicted model, not a curated record